CACACUAUGGGCGGGACAAAGGAGAAAAGGCCUUUACCAGGCGCAAGAAGAUGACAUCACAGUAGCAGAGCCGGGACCUCCGGUUGCUCUGGGCUCUGCUCGCUGAGGGUGCCAAAUGAAGACUGCUCCGUUCGCGACACCGUCGCCAUGACCAUUUGUCAGUUCUUCCUUCAAGGCCGCUGCCGCUUCGGAGACCGGUGCUGGAACGAACAUCCCGGCCCCAGGGGUGCCGGCGGAGGACGGCAACAGCAGCCCUCAGGUAGUAACAGAAGAGGAUGGAAUACCACCAGUCAGAGAUAUUCCAGUGUUAUCCAGCCAUCCAGUUUCUCCAAGCCUACACCAUGGGGGGGCAGCAGAGAUCAAGAAAAGCCAUCUUUUGCUGCUUUUGAUUCUGGAGAGUCUGCUAGCAAGAACAGGGGAUUUGGCUUAUCUCAGAACCCAUUUGCUUCACCUGGCUCUGAUGACCAGAAAGAUGAUAAGAAGCUUCUGGAAGGAAUUGUUAAAGAUAUGGAGGUUUGGGAAUCAUCAGGGCAGUGGAUGUUUUCUUCUUAUUCACCGGUGAAAAAGAAACCAAAUAUUUCAGGUUUUACAGACAUUUCACCAGAGGAGUUGAGACUUGAAUACCAUAACUUCUUAACCAGCAAUAACUUACAGAGUUAUCUAAAUUCUGUCCAGCAGUUGAUAAAUCAGUGGAGGAACAGGGUGAAUGAACUGAAAAGUCUAAAUACAUCAACUGCAAUAGCUUUGCUGUCCGAUUUACAGGAUGGAGUGAAUCAAGCAACACCUUCAUUUGGAUUUGGCAAUAGGCAAACAGUAACAUUUGGGUCACCAGGUUUUCCAGUGAAUAACAGCAGCAGCAACAGUGCUCAGAAUUUUAGUUUUAAACCAAGCUCUGGAUUUGCUACAGCCCCUUCUGGAAGCCCUCCUGUAUUUGGGAAUACUCCAGCGUUUGGAGCUGUACCCACUGCCAGUUCUGCCAUUGCUGCUGCUACUCUGACUUUUGGCCUAAGGAAACCCGAAAUCACAUCUGCUGCUUCAUUUUCAUUUAAAACCCCUGCAGCUUCUGGUUUUGGAUCAUCUGGAUUUUCAGGAUUUUCACCUUCUAUGGCAGCAAGCCCUGUUGGAUCUCCAGUGGCCCCAGCCUUUGGAAGUGGCAGUUCUGUAGCUGGUUUUGGUAGUCCAGGCUCACAACCUCACACUGCUUUCUCUAAGUCAUCCAGUGACACCUUUGGAAACAGCAGCGUACCUACUUCUCUCUCAUUCUCACUUGGCAGCACCACAAUAGAUAAUGCAUUAUUCACACCCAAGGAUCAACUAACAGCAGAAGAACUGGAACAGUUUCAAUCCAAGAAAUUUGCUCUGGGAAAAAUUCCAUUAAAGCCACCACCUGUGGAACUUCUGAAUAUUUAAAAGGGCAAUUUUAAAUACAGGAAAAAAAACGGCUUUUAAAAUUGUUUUGAGUGGUUCAUAUGAAAGAGGAAGUAUAUAUAUAUAUAUACACACACACAUACACAUGUAUAUGCAUAUAUAUUGCAUAUAUAUUUAUAAGAAGUAUAAAUUUUCAAUAACAUUAGGAGUUCUUAAAUUUAACAUUUUUCCUUGAGUCUAGCUAUUUAAGUAAAACAACAAAAAAUAGCAGCAGAUUUUUUUCUCUUUUUUACUGUAAUGAUGAAUGGAACUGAAAAAACUUAGGGUGCACUAAAUAAAGUACUUUUCUCAUUCUG
Bubalus bubalis (water buffalo) is the source of this 1724-nucleotide messenger RNA. It is a transcript of the gene NUP42, whose product is annotated as nucleoporin 42. Gene Ontology annotation, molecular function: metal ion binding; nuclear export signal receptor activity. The transcript is spliced from 7 exons. NCBI's taxonomy places the organism in Eukaryota, Metazoa, Chordata, Mammalia, Artiodactyla, Bovidae. Gene Ontology annotation, cellular component: nuclear envelope. The coding region runs from base 148 to 1410 and encodes 420 amino acids. The record is from RefSeq and is a predicted model, not a curated record.